This is a messenger RNA of Plasmopara halstedii, 2289 nucleotides long. Its product is annotated as phosphate acetyltransferase. The transcript has a single exon. Gene Ontology annotation, molecular function: acetyltransferase activity. Lineage: Eukaryota; Oomycota; Peronosporomycetes; Peronosporales; Peronosporaceae. The coding region runs from base 1 to 2289 and encodes 762 amino acids. The record is from RefSeq and is a predicted model, not a curated record.
AUGUGGAAGCUCCACGCUACGUUUCGCCCUAAGAUGGCACUCACACUUUCGUCUCGAUGUCGUGCAUCAAGUACAUCCACAAUCGAUAAUGGUAAAGUACCAAUUAACAAACUUUUCAUUACAUCGACGGAAGUGACGAAAAAAACGGCCCCCGUGCUGAUUGGCCUGACCAACACUCUGGAGCAAAAGUUUACACGCGUGGGGUACUUUCGUCCAAUUCAGCCAUUAGAUAAGAGUGAUCAUCAUAUUGAAGUGAUGAAGCAACAACUAGGGUUGACAAAGCGUAUUGACGAACUUUACGGCGUGACUAGUGAACGUGCGAUUGAUUGCUGGCUGCGUGGCAAAGCUGACGACUUGGUGGAAGAGAUUCUCGAUCGAUACGAAUCUUGUCGUGAAGGUCACGAUUUUAUGCUUAUUGAGGGGUCGCAACUUGCCACUCAUCAAAGUGCUAUGAGUUGGAGAAUGAAUGUUGACAUUGCCAAAGCCAUUGGCUCCCCUGUCUUGACAAUAUCGGACUUUAAUGAAUCUUGCAAUACGGACAUUAACACAUUAGUGGACGAGUUAUUGUCUCGCACUGCACUUAUUAAAGAUCAAGUUGAAAGUGCAGGUCUCAAUUAUAUUGGCAAUAUCGCCAAUCGUGUGACAAUUUCAGAUGCUCAAGCUCUACGUAAUGCUCUUCGCUUAAAAGUACGUGAAAAUGACGUUCCAUUUCUCGGAUUCUUACCAAACGACGAGUUUAUUGCUUCUAAACGCUUGAAUGAAGUAACACAUCAACUUGGUGCGACGCAAUUAUUUGGUACAAAUGCUAUUCCCAAUAAUAUUGUCGUUACGUCCGCCGUUGUUGCAACAAGUGCAUUAAAAGAUCUAUUUGCACAUUUAAAAAAUUAUAAAGAUGGAGCAUUAGUGAUAACAUCAGCUGAUCGUUCUGAUGUGAUGCUUGGUCUCAUGGCUUCUCGUUUGCCUGGAAUUUUGCCCAAUGUCUCAGCUAUUGUAUUAACGAAUGGCAGUUAUCCGCAUAGCAAUACACACGAAAUUCUCCAAGGUGUUGAAGCAUUAAAUCAAACAGGACUGUCAAUUCCUAUCUUUUCAGUACCAGAAGACACAUUCACUACCGCCUACAAGUUUGCACAAGUCUCAACUGAUAUUUUACCAACAAGUUUAUUGAAAAUUGACCGUUCAAAACAAUUAUUUGAUGAAUUUGUUGAAACGGAAAAUUUAAUUGGUGAAUUAAAUGAAGGAAUGGUGGACAAUCGAUCUCCAAAACAAUUUCAACAUUAUCUUUUUCGUAAAGCACGAACAGUUGAGCGUCAUAUUGUAUUAACGGAAGGACAAGAUAUACGUGUAUUGCAAGCUGCGGAUCAAAUUUUACGUCAACAGUUAGCAAAAGUGACAAUUUUAGGUGAUAAAGAUGAAAUUGAGCGUCAUGCAAAAGCUUUGGCACUUGAUUUGUCAAAUGCUUCGAUCGUCGAGACAGCAAAGAGUCAAAACUUGGAUACAUAUGUCAAUCGAUACUAUGAAAAGCGUAAACAUAAAGGUGUAACUCGUGAAUCUGCUCGAGAUGCAGUAUUAGAAGAAACGUGUUUUGGUACAAUGAUGGUGGAAAUUGGAGAUGCAGAUGGAAUGGUCUCUGGUGCGUGCCAUACAACGGCUAAUACAAUUCGUCCAGCUUUGCAAUUGAUUAAAACGGCACCAAAUCGACCGAUUGUAUCAAGUAUCUUUUUUAUGUGUCUUGAAGAUGGUGUGCGUAUUUAUGGAGACUGUGCGGUGAAUACAGACCCAAAUGCUGAGGAAUUGGCCCAAAUUGCAGUUACAAGUGCCGAAAGUGCCGAAGCUUUUGGGUUAAUUCCAAAAGUAGCUUUGCUUUCAUAUGCAACUGGUGAUUCCAAUUCUGGACCAAUUGUUGAUAAAGUGCGUGAAGCAACAAAAAUUGCGCAACAUUUGCGUCCAGAUUUGGACAUUUAUGGUCCAAUUCAAUACGAUGCUGCAGUGGAUGAAUCAAUUGCUAAGACAAAAUUAAAGGCCAUUCCAAGUGGGGCAAAAGUUGGUGGACAAGCGAAUGUAUUGAUUUUUCCUGAUUUAAAUACGGGCAACAAUACAUACAAAGCAGUACAACAGAGUACUGGAUGUAUUGCAAUGGGUCCAAUGUUACAAGGAUUGCGAAAACCUGUGAAUGAUUUAAGUCGUGGUGCGACGGUCAAAGAUAUUGUCACGACAGUUGCAAUUACUGCAAUUCAAGCUGAUCAAAUGAUUCGAAAGCGUGAAGACGAUGCAAUUGCAGCUGCAGCUUAG